AAAAGUGUCGCUAAGCGAAGGCGCGACGAGACGCGGAGGAACGGCGAAAACGACGGCACGAGGCAUGAUCGGUUUGAAAUGAACGGUGCACCAGCGCUUCUCAUGGUGUAAAAGCCCCUGCGGCUCAAAGCAUGUGAACCCCUCCUGUGUUCCAUGCCCCUCGGAUGAAUCCAGAUCCUCUGGCUUUUGAUAGUAAUGGGAGAUAUGGCGGAGGACUCAAAGGGGCGGAGUGUGGGAGAGCAAGACGAGGCUACGCCCGUGCUACAGGGUGACGUGCUCCCAAACACGGCAGACGCCGCUGCUCUGGAUGAGCCGCCGCGCAAUUGGCUGGAACCAUUGGAGGAAGACUAUGAGGAGGAGGGCGAGGAAGGUGUGGAGAGUGACCGGAGCAGUGAACGAAGUGGCAGAAGGACUCAUGAUUCAUUGCGGCGGCGAAGGCAGCAGCAUGAGGACUGGGAACGGAACUGGUUGGACUGCCCGGAUCUGGGUCAAGGCUGGAAGCGGAAGGAGGUCUUUCGGCGCUCCGGCUCCACCAUGGGCAAAAUAGACACAUACUACAAGAGUCCAAAGGGACACCGUUUCAGGAGUAAGAUUGAACUUGCCAAACAUGUGAUGAUCGAUCUGACUCACUUUGACUACAGACAAGGAACGUUUGUGGAUAGCGUUGUCACAACAAAGCGCCGGAGGACUGAUGCCCCUGAAGAUGGGGCACGUUCCAGCCUCUCGUCCUCCAGAACUGCCACACCAGACCCGGACACGACCCGCACCCCUGACCGGUUAACCCCCACCCCCCCAGCAGCGCCUUGCAACAAGGUGUCGACCCCCCAGAGGCCCCAGCUCACCCCGAACCUACCGGUGGCUGCUGAAGCUUCUCUUCCCCCAAACCAGUCUUUCGGAAGCCCUCCAGAACUCACCCGCGUUUCGCUGGCCAGCCCCCAAAGUGCUGACGCACAGCAAGCCAGCCGCUCGCCCUCUCUACGGCUGGGCAGCUUCUCGCCCCAAGCUCUCAGCCUCGUUACCACUUCUGGAAAAGGGGAGAUCACAUCGCUGCCUCAGUCCUGGCUCCAGUCAUCCUUGACCCCUGUCAGCCCCCUCCGGACACCAGACAGUGAAACACCCAUACACCUGUUUGGCCAGAGUGAAGGAAAACACUCCCCAAACUUCCCUCUGCCCCCAAGAACCCAGCUAGCUCUGGACCCUGAAACAACAAUCAACAGAGAAAUCCAGCACCAUGACCUUCCCCCUCUCGAUGGUUGUGCAAACUGUGGUUGUGAGUAUCCAGGAAUGGGAAACGGGCAAGAUUUGCUAUGUCCCAAGUGCAGACCAGAAAAAAAGAGGCCUUCUCCUCAUAUUGUGUUCCGGAAGGUGGGGCAAGAUAAAUGGGUUCUUGGGAAAACAAGAAUGGAGGACCCCCUGAAAAAGAAGAUAUCUCCCCUAGGGAAAAAACACCAUUCUUCCCAGGCAGUGCCGCAGGACAGCGACCACGAUGACUAUGCGCCAGACGCCGGCGAUGAUGACGAGUCGGGACCAAAGAGGCGAAACAGGCGGAUGUGUGGUCAGUGCAAGGCCUGUCUGCAGGAUAACGACUGUGGCGAGUGCGACUUCUGCAUGGACAAGCCCAAAUUUGGCGGCCGCAACAAGAAGCGUCAGAAGUGUCGUAUGCGCCAAUGCCAGUUCCAGUCUCGGCAUCAGAACAGACACGGCCGGCAGGUUACACUCGCGGACACGGUUAAGGACUCACCUCGGAUAUUCCGGAAACGUGGGAGGCCCCCUGGAAAGCGUGCAAUCAAGUGGCGUUCAUGGGACGGUGACUUCACGGACGAUGAAGAUGACGAUGAGGAUGAAGACAUGCACCAGAGGACAGGUGAACCGCAGAGUUCAGUCAGGAAGUGGAGGUACAGCUUCGGCCACGAGGACAAUGAAGAGAUGGUGGAGCCUGAGAUUGAGGAUGAAGGACCAGGUGACCUAGAGCAGGCCUUUAUGGUGUGUGAGGAUGGGAGCAAGGGAUUUUUUGAGUCAGAGGGACUCUACUCUAACAGCUACUCUCUCAGUGCUCAGAAUGGUGCUGUGACUGUGUUGGAGACCAUCGGAGACCAGAACGGCAUGGUGCUCUCUCAGCCAAGACCCCAGGAACUGUUUUACACUAUGGCGGGCCUGUCUGAGGGUUCUCAGGUGCUGGGCACUAUAAGGCUAACCAGCAGCGGCUCACUGCAGCUCAGUGACGUGCCAGGUAGGGCGGGCCCCCGGCCGACCUCUGACGUCCUGAGCGCCAGCGGCCCCCUGCAGCUCAGCGAGGUGCUGAGCAGGAGCGGGCUGGAGCUGAUCAGCAUGGAGACGUCUGUACCACAGCUUCUCCCGGCCCGGGAGCAGGAUCCAGGGCCGGCCCCGGAGCCCCGGCCUGACCCAGAGCCUCCGGAAACCAUGCCUGUGAUUGCGCAGACUUAUAGCCUGGCGGACAGUGCAGAGAGCGAGUCUGCGCAGGACCAGGGUCUGCUGGACCUGCUCCGUGCCCUGCGCUCCACUGUGCUGCCUGCCCACUGGGUGGGCGUGAUGGCCAAGGGCCCCCUCCUGCAGCUCUUCCAGUGCUCCAAAAUCUCACCCAUGGCCGACACGGUGCUCCAGAUCGAGGCGGGCUUCUUCUACCAGAUCAGCGUACAGAGCCAGCCGCUGCUUCCCACGCACGUCGUCUACGAGGGCCACCCGCCGCGCCUCACCACUGUUGAGCAGGUGGUAGCGCUGCUGCUCGACUUGGAAAGGAUGGCCGUGUGUCAGGGCUGCCAGAGCUUCGAGUCGUGCCCGGCACGUGGGCCCGUGCUCUGCACACGCGCUGCCCUCUGUGCACUGCUCAUCCCGCAGGACGACGAACACUGUGCGAAAUGCCAGCCACCCACAGAGGACUGAGCCCAUCCAGCGCAGCUGUUGCUGGCAGCCCCGUGCUGGCCGGCUACGGGUUGCAUCCGAGUACAGGUUAGAUCAGGAUAUAGGCAGAUCCAACCUGCCAGCAGCGUACUUUAAUAGUAGACCACUGCUUAAUAGCUCACAAUGAGAACAUGUGAGCCAGCGCAGAGCCAAACGUCACAGACUCACAACACAGUGGCUGGCGGUUAAGUGUAAACUGAGCCAAAACUCCAGGUCGCAAAGAUUUUAUGAAGUUUUGUCCCCUUCUGAAACUUAUCUCUCCUACCAGUAAGAGCUCCAGGGGGAUAAAUGUUCAUUUCUCAAUAGUCGAGCUCAUAAGCCUUGAGUCCAGCGGCUUCCCCAGGAGCUUCCUGAGCAGUCAUCAGAUUUAGGGGUUUUUUUUAACUUAUUUUCUUUUAACAGUGGGAGAAAAGGAGUGCAUCCCCUCUUCAGUACAGUGAACUGUGUAGUGGUGCUGUCCAGAUUUGGUUUGAUGUACCUGUCUCUUCAGAAAAGCCUGGACCUGCUCCUGUGUCUCUGAUGGUGCGUUCCCCUGUGUACGGAACUCUGCAGCAACACGCACCUUCGCCGGGCCCACGGAUCUCCAGCAAGGACUGAUCCCCCAGCCUUGUCGUACAUUUCUCGUCUACGCCCCAACGGCUGCCUCUUCUUUUGUUCUUUCUCGUGUGCUCUCGGAUGUGCAGAGAGAGCACUGGGAUAGAACCCAACUACCUCUUGGCAGCUCUGUUGGACCCUCCUUCCCUUUCAACCGUUGAUGACAUCUGUCGUCAUUCCUACUCUCCCGAUCUCUUUGCUGCACAUAAGCUUGUUUUUACAAGGGGCUUUUUAAAAAUAGCAGGUCGUGUGUCUUGGAUCGGUGCAUUGAUCUUAUCAAUUUAAUGAUCUACAUUUUCCAGAUUUGCUGUGGGAUAUUUGGAAUACUGCUUUUCCAUUCAUGUGAGCUUUAUUAGUAAAGGUAUUUGAAAGCAAAUUGCUAUAAUACAGAAUCCAGGUUUGUAUUACAUUGCUCUCACCAUUGCGAAUAGGUUCCCAUUACCAUUACAUUCUUUCCAGCCAGUAUACAUGAAACAAAUGGCCUACUGUUAUCUGUAGGAAUUGACUAAGCAUGCAUACCUUACCAUCUGUUCUCUUUUUAAUGUUAUGCUACCAUAACCUCUUUGGUUUUGUCAGUGCUAGUUAGAACAGUCCAGCACAGCCUCUGUCCAGCAGGGAGUGCUAUUAGUCUGAGCCUUACAUGUUCAAAAAGCCCUGCUGAAGGUUGAAAAUUGUCAAACUAGAUUUAUCAGUGCUUGGUGAUGAUUUUACACACAACUACACAGUUUUCAGGGACUACUGUGCUGCUCACUAGGGCAUAUUUUUCCCUCGGAAGACUGAGGUUCUAUAUGGUAUCUUUAAAAUCAUUUACUUUGGCUCAUAUUGCAAUGUAAUGUAAAUGUUUAGCUUCUUAAUUCAUAACACAAGGGCAAUCACCUGUAGCUUACUGUUACUACUACAACUAUCAAAAAAAGGCAGCUGGUUGGUGCAAAAAUCUGGAAAGGAUUUUUGCUUUAUUAACCAGAACUAUACAACUACAGUGUUUCACUAACAAGCACCUGAUUUACUGUUAUUCUAACUCAAUUUGCUGUUACUCUAACUGUGUAGUUCAGGGAUGGGGAGCCGCUGUGCAGGAGAGUCACACUACUGUGCAAUUAUGUCUAAUCCCUGCUACUGCACACGUGCAGUUUGAAUGUGCUUUUAUGGUUUAAUCCAGGUCAUUGCAUUAUCUAGAAAUGGAGUUCUCAGCCCCCAGCUGUCUGUUCUGUCCUCCACCUAAUACACAUGAAGUAUACUGAGGCCAGCAAAGCUCUUGUCUUGCCAAGGUGUGUUGGUGUGUGUUGGCGUGUUGUAAGGUGGACCAGAGGAAAUAUUAGGCCUGUUUUGUGGGGGUUCCUGAAAAUCUGAUUCUGAACAUGCGAUCUCAGAGUAAGGCGCAGUAACUGGACAGUCACCCCGACUUGUAGAUUUCAUGCUUUAUCAAUACACAACCAAAUUCAAAUGAUAAACUUGUGGCUAAGUCAUUCGUGAAUACAGUUAAAUCAAUGAGAGCAGGGGAAGCACUGAGCUGUGCCAGUGUGCUGUGAGAGGUGACUGUCUAAGGGCUAAGGUCUAAUGUCAGGGUCCAGCAUGGCAGUCAGAGGCCUCCCCUGAUGAAAUCUGCAUAGUUUAUAAAUAUUCCUGUCACAUGACACAAGUCACAGCUGAAGCAUCUUGCUUUCGGAAGGUCUGAAAUGGCUUUCAUUCAUUCAUGCUACAAGACUGUAGGUGUAAGUGUCUCACUGCUGCUGUUGAAGGCUUGUCUGAGGGAUAUGUUGGGUAUGCCGGGCCUUAGAUGGCCUUGGUUGGUCCUGGUGAUGCCCAUCUUUUAAACUGCUGCCCUGGUUUUAUGGGCUUCAGUUGGGCAUUUAUGAAUGGGGUGGGGUGGCUGUUGUCUGGGUUGAGUGUGUUGUCCAUUUUUAUUUAGAUAAUAAAUAAUAACUUGUUUCAAAACAAGUACGAAUAAGAUGUGUAUCACAAAACGUGAAAUUAAUUUCUGAAAUUAUAUAUUCAGAAAUUAAUUUAAAAGUAUGUAGAAAGGUGUUGAGGCAUAAAUGUUGUCAUUUGGAAACACCUCUUUGUGAAUGUCCCGUGGCUUGGUGUGUGUUACUUGUCACUCUACUGCCGCUGCCAAAGUUUUAGGAACAUGGUAUAAAUUAAUUUCUAUGAAGGGUUGCAAAAUGCAUUAAAUCAUUUUGUUUAA
Electrophorus electricus (electric eel) is the source of this 5695-nucleotide messenger RNA. RefSeq names its product methyl-CpG binding domain protein 1a (gene mbd1a). Gene Ontology annotation, biological process: DNA methylation-dependent constitutive heterochromatin formation; negative regulation of transcription by RNA polymerase II. NCBI's taxonomy places the organism in Eukaryota, Metazoa, Chordata, Actinopteri, Gymnotiformes, Gymnotidae. The record is from RefSeq and is a predicted model, not a curated record. Gene Ontology annotation, cellular component: nucleus. Gene Ontology annotation, molecular function: zinc ion binding; methyl-CpG binding.